This is a messenger RNA of Phaeodactylum tricornutum CCAP 1055/1, 2073 nucleotides long. RefSeq lists its product with no specific name. The record is from RefSeq and is a predicted model, not a curated record. Gene Ontology annotation, cellular component: membrane. The transcript is spliced from 3 exons. Lineage: Eukaryota; Bacillariophyta; Bacillariophyceae; Surirellales; Neidiaceae. Bases 1 to 1944 code for a protein of 647 amino acids.
AUGGCAGUGCGCGCGCCCAAAUUGGAGAGCCGUUGGCAUCCCGAGCGGUACUUGGCGAAUGACCAUGACAAGUCGGGGGGGUACCGCCGCCGAGUUCCGUUCCCAAGCAUGUUGCGCAAUCGAGGCGGACAGCAAGUUCCAGUAUCGUACUACGCAACGAGUCCGGAGUCGUCUCCGAGAGAGAACGGGUAUCUUAACCCGGAUCCUAUUGUAGAAGGAAUUGACGAAAGGAUUCCGCAGUCUGCGUCGGGGAGAAAUCACCUAUCCAGAAUAUCUAACAGAACAGUGAGAAACCAUGCUUCCCUGAUAAUGAGCCACGGUGUACAUAGCCGCGUUCCGUGUCCGACACCUGUGGUGGUGGUGCAACCAACUAUGGAAGUCGCGACUUCCGGUGCCACGCGACUUUACGCCUCCCUCCUCGCUUCCCUCCUCGUGAGCAUUAUUCUCUACAAUUUGACAUCGAAUGACACGAACAUCACCAUCACUAAGGCGUACAACCCGACGGAUCGAUUCCAUCUCCCGCCGCAAUUGCCACACCAGUUGCCUUCCAACGAUCCGUCGGCGUACACGUUUGAUUCCUUUUUUCUCAUACUCAUGCGAUUCCUACUCUUGACGACCGUGGUCGUCAACGUUGCUUACGUAGUCGCCUUUUCUCAGCAAUCCUUGGCUUCUCGAUCCUUGUGUCUAUCUUCCUCAAGAUGGCCAGCUCAAUCGCGUUGCUACCAAUCCGCGAGUCCGGGCGAUUCCACGACGACGACGACCGUUCCGUCAACGAACGGUCCACGCCGUGGAUACGCACUGGAAGACGACUUCCACCUCCUCACGGACGAAACACUCCGCUCCGUUGAAUUGGAUCGCCGGGAACGACAGGACUACUCCAUGCAGCGCGUGGCUUUGCGCACGGGCGUGGUAGCAUCCGAAACGCCGGCAUCGUCCGGGUUGCUGGAUCCACCGUCCCUCACGUUGGGCCGCGCCCUCGUUCUGGCCGCCGCCGCUAUUUACGGCACCAAUUUUGCGGCCGUCAAGCUACUCGACGAAGCCAUGCCCAUGGCACUCAGCGCCGCUCUUCGAUUCUCACUAGCAGCCGUCGUCGUUACCUCCAUUGUCCUCGCCAAUGAACGGAAAACGAACAAUCCGCAGACCCGAGAAACACGCUGGGGCGCAACCCUCGCCGGUGCAGAAGUCGGAGCCUGGUACUGUAUCGGGUAUAUUUGCCAAGCGUCGGGACUGCACACCUCGGAUGCGAGUAAGAGCGCAUUUUUCAAUGCACUGGCCGUCAUUGUGGUCCCCUUGCUCGAUUCCUUCUUCAAGGGCAAAAAACUGGGGGGCCGCGGUCUCGCCUCGGUCGCCAUGGCCAUUGGCGGAGUUGCCCUCUUGCAAAUGGGUCCGGCCUUGACCGGGACAUCCGUCGGCACCAGCCCCGCGGAUUUUCCCGUUUCGGCGGGAGACAUGUUCUGUCUCGCGCAGGCGCUCUUUUUUGGUAUCGGCUACUGGAGAUUGGAGGCUGCGGCGACCCAAUUUCCGCAUCAGGCCUCGCGCAUUACCGCUGGCCAGCUCUGCGCGGUGGCCGCGGGGUCAGUGCUCCUGUUCGUGGGGGCGGAUGAUCUACCCACUCUACAAGCACUCGAACACUGGUUGACCGACGGCUUCAUCGUCAAGACUAUCAUUUGGACCGGACUGUUCUCCACCGCGUUGGCCUUGUAUUUGGAAACCGUCGCACUCAAAGUCGUGUCGGCCACGGAAUUGACGGUCCUCAUGACGAGCGUAUCGUUGUGGGGAUCAGCCUUUGCCUACGUGACCAUGGGCGAAAUGCUGGAUCGACUGGGACUCCUCGGUGGUCUCUUGAUUUUGACGGGAUGUGUCCUCUCGUCGACGGGUGGCAGUCCCAACGCUAUCGGCAACAGCAAAGACUUUCUCAAUAAAGACAGUGACCAUGCGUCGUAAAGGAAUGGCCAAGCGAUGACUCAUUGUCUCGGGCGACCACACUUUUUUGGGCGUUGUUGCUCGGGUCGUCCCGUCGACACGGGUACUAUCGGAACAAGAUAGACCGAUAUAAAUACCAUUGUAUACAGU